This is a messenger RNA of Kwoniella botswanensis, 669 nucleotides long. RefSeq lists its product as uncharacterized. Gene Ontology annotation, cellular component: cytoplasm. The coding region runs from base 1 to 669 and encodes 222 amino acids. The record is from RefSeq and is a predicted model, not a curated record. Lineage: Eukaryota; Fungi; Basidiomycota; Tremellomycetes; Tremellales; Cryptococcaceae. The transcript has 6 exons.
AUGAGCGCACCACCUUCACCUACACUGUCCGAUUCCGAGCUCCUCGAUUCCCUCGAAGAUGCGGGAUUCGACCUUGCGUCCGACCGAGAGAGACGUAUAGAGGCUUUACAGAGGGAGAUCAAGCAAGUGAGGGACUUGAAGGAAAGCGAUAACGGACGGGUAGUCACUUUUAAUGAUGAGAAAUCGUUAAUUGAGAGGAUGUCGAAAGAACGUUAUUGCUUGUUACAUUUCUUCCAUAAUGAUUUUUCAAGAUGUAAGAUAAUGGACCAGAAAUUAUCCGACCUAGCACCUUCGCAUCCGCACACUCUAUUCCUUCGAGCAUCCGUCUCGGACGUUCCAUUCCUAGUGACAAAAAUGGCAGUACAGGUCUUACCGUGUGUGAUCUGUUUUGUAGAUGGGCGAGCGGUAGAUAGGUUGAUAGGGUUUGAGGAACUAGGAGACUCGGAUCAUUUUACCUCGAAAGUGUUGGAGUUCAGGUUAAAACAAUCUGGCGUCUUACCCUCGGACUUGAGUCUCGCCUCAAACCUAUCUUCUACACUCGUACCAACCAAGAAGGACGAUGAUGGAAAUUCAGACGACGAGGAUAGACUUAGUGGUGGAAGAGCGAGGAAAGGGAAAGUCGGGAUUAGGAAUGGGUUGUUCAACGGAGGUGACGAUGAUGAUUAUUAG